Messenger RNA from Andrographis paniculata, 1814 nucleotides. RefSeq names its product fatty acid hydroperoxide lyase, chloroplastic. NCBI's taxonomy places the organism in Eukaryota, Viridiplantae, Streptophyta, Magnoliopsida, Lamiales, Acanthaceae. Gene Ontology annotation, molecular function: iron ion binding; heme binding; oxidoreductase activity, acting on paired donors, with incorporation or reduction of molecular oxygen. The record is from RefSeq and is a predicted model, not a curated record. Bases 123 to 1601 code for a protein of 492 amino acids. The transcript has 2 exons. Gene Ontology annotation, biological process: sterol metabolic process.
GGUGGCAUUUUCGGCCAUACUUUGUGCAAAAUUUCUCCUCAUUUUUGUCGUUUCCCUCAGCAGAUCUCUAUGAAGUGAUUGAGUGCUGUAAGUUAAUCUUCGCUCAAAUUUAAUUUCAAUCUAUGAACGGCGGUGCGAUGGCGAGCUGGAAGAUUAUGGCGUCGCCGUCGGUGGCGCCGCUGUCGCCGUCUCCGACGCCGCAGCGGAUGUCGAUUCCUGGUAGCUAUGGGUUUCCGGUGAUCGGUCCGUUGGUGGAUCGAUUAAACUAUUUCUGGUUCCAAGGGCCGAGCGAUUUCUUCAAAAAUCGAAUCGACAAGUACAAGAGCACGGUGUUCCGCACGAACGUACCGCCGGCGUUUCCGUUCUUCCUGGGCGUGAAUCCCAACGUGGUGGCGGUGCUGGACGUGAAAUCGUUCGCGCAUCUCUUUGAUUUGGAUCUCGUCGAAAAAAAUGUGCUGGUCGGCGAUUUCAAGCCUAGCCUUAGCUUCACCGGCGGAAUGGAAGUCUGCGCCUAUCUCGACACGGCGGACCCCAAACAUUCGCAGCUGAAGGAGUUCGCGAUCGACACUCUCCGACGGAGCGCCGCCACAUGGACGCCGGAGAUACUCUCCUCUCUGACCACCCUAUUCGACGAGGUGGAUGCGCAGCUCAGCGGCGGUGGCGGCAGUGUGAUCACCCUACUCCUCCUGGUCCAACAAUUCCUCUUCACCUACCUGAGCCGGGUCCUCCUGGGCGCCGACCCCGCCGCCGUGCCGGAAAUGAAGAAGUCCGGGCACAUCAUGGUCGACCGUUGGCUGGCCCUCCAGCUGGCCCCGACCAUCCCCAUCCUGGCCCUCCAACCCCUGGUCGAGAUCUUCCUCCACUCCUUCCCCUACCCCUUCUUCCUCGUCCAAUCCGACUACAACAAGCUCGCCAGUUUCAUAAAAUCCCAAGCUAAAGAAGCCCUCCACCACGCCCAGACCUCCUACAACCUCACCGAAUCCGAAGCCAUUAACAACCUCCUCUUCAUGUUCGGCUUCAACGCCUUCGGAGGAUUCACCCUAUUCUUGCCCACCCUAUUGACCUUCCUCGAAAGCCAGAAGGACGUGCACCCGCAACUCCGAAACGAGGUUCGGUCGACCUUAAAAUCGUCGGGAAGCGAGACGUUGAGCUACGAGAUUGUAAGAGAAAUGGAUUUGAUCAAUUCGUUCGUGUACGAGGCCCUCCGGCUGAGCCCGCCGGUGCCGUCGCAGUUCGGGCGGGCGAGGAAGGACUUCGAUCUGACGUCACACGACGCCAUUUACGCGAUCAAGAAAGGGGAAAUGCUGUGUGGAUAUCAGCCGCUGGUGAUGCAAGAUCCUAAGAUAUUUCAAAGUCCGGCGGAUUUUGUGUACGACAGGUUUUCCGACAAGAAGGGAGGGCGGGAGCUGCUCAAGUAUCUGUACUGGUCCAACGGGCCGCAGCAGGCCGGGGAGACUUGUCCCGCCGCCUCCAACAAGCAGUGCCCUGGCCGGGACUUUGUGCCGGCCACGGUUGCCUUCUUUUUGGCCUUCAUGUUUCAGAGGUACGACGACAUUCAGAUAUCCUCUGGGAAUAUUACGGCGCUGAGGAAGGCCAAAUGAAACGAAAUCACUGAUUGAUAUAUUAUUACUCCUAGUAUAUUGUUUGUUGUCGUCUAUGUCUAUGUCUUUGGAUUUGGAUCUGGAUUUGGCUAUAUAUAUAUGUUCCAUGGAUGGAUGGAUGGAUGAUUAUUACCAAAUAAGGAACAUAGUACGUACGUACGUUGAAUGCUUGUUUUGCUUAUUAAUAAAGUUAGAAGAAAUGUUUUAUUUUUA